AUGAAGCCGUCGCAGCCAUUGAUGGCGCGGCUGCGCCUGACCACGAAACAGGUCAAUGGAGGCUACUACAAGGGAAACCGAACCGGAUCUAUGGGCGCUUUCGACAAAAAGGGCAAGUACGUCCUGGAUUACAGGAAAGUGCGAACCUAUGUGGUUCCUGAGAGUCUCAACGAGUUUAUGCUCACCCCUUUUGUCACCAACUCGUUCCAGCCGACGCCGACAAAGUACAAGUACAAGAAAUACGGUGGAAGGCCCCGUGCUUUCAAUGGCAACCACUACAUAGACUUGUGGAAGAGUACAAAUGCUCAGGAAGUCCAGGCCCUCAGAGACAAUGGCGGGAAAUUCCCGGAAGGCGACGCUGAAGAAGUGGAGGCAGAGGAACUGGAGGCAGAAGAAAGGAAGACGGAAGGUUCUUCGUGA
This is a messenger RNA of Talaromyces rugulosus, 420 nucleotides long. RefSeq lists its product as uncharacterized. Gene Ontology annotation, cellular component: mitochondrial large ribosomal subunit. Gene Ontology annotation, biological process: translation. The record is from RefSeq and is a predicted model, not a curated record. The transcript has 2 exons. NCBI's taxonomy places the organism in Eukaryota, Fungi, Ascomycota, Eurotiomycetes, Eurotiales, Trichocomaceae. The coding region runs from base 1 to 420 and encodes 139 amino acids. Gene Ontology annotation, molecular function: structural constituent of ribosome.